Molecule: messenger RNA, 399 nt
Organism: Echinostoma caproni
Lineage: Eukaryota; Metazoa; Platyhelminthes; Trematoda; Plagiorchiida; Echinostomatidae
Source: the annotation of a GenBank genome assembly
AUGGGUCUUCUCAAACGGGAUUGGUCGUCUGUGAUAUCUAAUUGGCCGCUGGAAGACUGGUCAACUGCGGUUGCACUAUUAGUCAAUUAUGUUUGGGUUUCGGAUAGUGCUUUGUUCCGUCGAUUUUGCGGUGUUUUAAUAAAUCGUCUCCUGGAUCCGUUGUCCGAAUGUUCACUGACCGCUGAAGAACAAGGAGCCGCGGCAUGGGCUUGUUCAGUCAUUUCGACCGACCUGAACGGUAUGGUUCGAGCUUGGUGCCGACUGUGCGAUGUGAAGGGCACCGAACAACGUGGUGAAACCCUCCUGGUACGUAACUAUUCUGUUCUCCUUAUUUCCAAUACCUGUGUGUGCAUGCGGUCGUUGUGGAGGGGAGGGGUUACUAAACCCGAAUCGGUGUGA